Molecule: messenger RNA, 2795 nt
Organism: Trematomus bernacchii (emerald rockcod)
Lineage: Eukaryota; Metazoa; Chordata; Actinopteri; Perciformes; Nototheniidae
Product: zinc finger protein aebp2-like
Exons: 9
Coding region: 70-1533 (487 amino acids)
Biological process (GO): regulation of transcription by RNA polymerase II
Cellular component (GO): ESC/E(Z) complex
Source: RefSeq, a predicted model, not a curated record
AGGAGCGUUUCUGGGCGCCACGGGUGAAUUUUAAUACAGAAAGUGUCACACGGCACGUACGCCGCCGAAAUGUCUGCUGCGACCCCAGAAGAAACACCCGAGCUCAGUGUUGAGAGCGAUGCACCGCCCGGGGAGACACAAGGCAACGGCGGAGAGACCGAAAAUGGCUUUACCGAGCCGGAUAAAGAGGAACCGCGCAGUAGCGUAGAACCGAAAAUGGAAGGGGUGGAGGCGGAGGCCGGCGAAGAGAAGCCCGCUGCAGAGAGACGGGAGGCCGGCGAAGAGAAGCUCGCUGCAGAGAGACAGGAGGCCGAGGCCGAGGCGGUGACAGCCGGCAGUGUUGAGGUGAACCAGGGGGAGACAGCCGUAGAAGAACCGGAGCUAAAGCCAGAGGAAAAACCAGAGGAAAAACCAGAGGAAAAACCAGAGGAAAAGCCAGAGGUAAAGCCAGAGGAAAAGCAAAGCCCGGAGGAUGGUAACAACAUACCUGCUGCCAACGAUAACGCAAUACAAGACGCAAAGGAGCAACCGGGACAGGUAAACUGCGAAAAGAGCAAAGCAGCGUGUGAAGACGGGGAGAAGCCCGGCGGCGGGGGCGGGGAGCUGGACGACAAGAGGCGGCCGAGUGUGGAGAUCUCAUCCUCGGAUGGAGAACCGCUGAGCCGCAUAGACUCGGAGGACAGUAUCAGCAGUACCCUGAUGGAGAUGGAGAGCACGGUGUCCAGUGGGCGCUCCACACCUGCCAUGAUGAACGGACAGAGCAGUGCCAGCUCCUCGGGGGUGAAGACAGUGGGGUACCCCUGCUGCUGGGACCUCUGUUCUCAGUGCUUCAACUCAAGUCCUGACCUGGCAGAACACAUCAGGGGCAUUCAUGUCGACGGGCAGCGAGGAGAGGUGUUUGUGUGUCUAUGGAAGGGUUGUAAGGUGUACAACACACCAUCCACCAGUCAGAGUUGGCUCCAUAGACACAUGUUGACUCACAGUGGAGAUAAGCCUUUCAAGUGUGUAGUCGGCGGCUGCAACGCCAGCUUUGCCUCCCAGGGGGGGCUAGCUCGUCACGUCCCGAGCCACUUCAGCCAGCAGAGCUCCUCCAAGAUGUCCAGCCAGGCCAAACUCAAGGAGGAGUCCCCCUCCAAGGCUGGGCUCAACAAGAGGAAGAAACUCAAGAACAAACGCAGGUGCUCCCUACCGAGGCCGCACGACUUCUUCGAUGCCCAAACCAUGGACGCUAUCCGCCACAGGGCCAUCUGUCUGAACCUUGCCACCCACAUCGAGAGUGUGGGCAACGGCCACAGUGUGGUCUUCCACAGCACGGUACUAGCCAGAAGGAAAGAGGGAUCUGGCAAGGUGAAGGUCCUCCUGCAUUGGACACCUGAGGACAUAUUACCUGACGUGUGGGUGAAUGAAACGGAGCGGUCGCAGCUGAAGACUAAAGUGGUGCACUUAUCCCAGUUACCGCAGGAUGCUGCCAUGCUGCUAGACCAAAACAUCUAUAGAGGACUUCCUCAAAAGCGACUGAAACACAGCCUUUAGAGAGUCAUCUGUGGACUCCAUACUUAAGGGGAAACGCUUGUUCAUAGGAGGUUUGUCUAUAUGGGAUGGGACGCUCUUCAUCUGUGUCUACUCAACGGGGGGAUUGAAGUGGCGAUAAAAGGAAAUGAAACUUGGCCGUGCUGCAUUUUUUUCUCUCUUCACUUUAGUAUAUCUGAACUGUUGUUCAAGCGUGGCGGAAAACGGGACUUUUACAGUUUUGUUUUUUUACUCUUUUUCAUCAAAAAUGUAAAAGAAUGUCUUUUUUUUUUUAACAAACACCAAACUGAAAAUGUUCUUAAUACCCAAAAGUAUACAAACUGUUGUGUGUAACUUUGUCAGAAAAGACAGCAUAUUUUAUAACUGUUUUUGUGUAAAAUAUUUAUGCAGAUUUAUAACUUAUUUUUAUAUCAUGAAAAUGCUGGUGUUCUGUGGAUUUUUGUGAAGGUUUUGCUGAAACCGUAUUUACUGUGAUAAUAUAUGCUAACUGUCACUUGUAGGGGUAUUAUAGCACUUUCUACUUUAAAUAACAUUGUAUAUGACAGAAGUCUUAACUGAUUAUCCUAUUUAUUCUUCCUACAGUACUUUUACCUGUGUGUAUGACAACAAAGAGUGAUGUUGUGUUAGUCAUGUCAGACAUGACUCUUAAUCUCACCCAGUCUGCAGAGAGAGCAUAGAAAUGACUCGGCACUCAAAGGGUAAAUCACCUCUGCUUCCCAAGAUAACAUGUACAUAAUUCAUAUCAUAUUUAAGCACUCAAAGGUUAUUGUUAAAAUAAAUGUGUUUUUUAUAUAUAUAUGUUGUCCCUGUUUGGAAUGGAUAUUCUCUGUUUGUAAUAAAAUGUGGGCAAAUGAUGUUGAAGCACAUUGUUUCUACACAUGAGGGUGCAAGGUGUUUGAAUGGCAGGAAGGGUUCAUGCAUCCAUUGUGUUAUGAAUAUGAGUUCCGUAUGUGUGCAUUAAGCGGAUUGGCUGAGUUAUUUGGCGUCCAUUAGCGGAGCAGCUUUGGGAGCAUGCUGUGGAGGAGCUAAUGACGGGCCGGCGGGGCAGGACCCUUGCUGGCCUCAGCUGUUACUUAACAUGCCUGCAGAGAAAAGUGAGUUCAGAGAGAGGUCCUCUACAACAUGGCUGUCCUGUUCUUUAAUAUCUCAUGCACUCACACAUGCAAAAUUCAUGGGGAGUUGGGACUCCAGCUUGUGAUAAAAUGAGGCCUUCAAGUGCUAUUCCAUUAUUUUGUGACGCCAAGCACUAAAAACUGUUGGCACCC